AGAUUAGAAGAAAAAGAACAAGAUAUGAAACAAGAGUACACAAAAUUACAUGAACGAUAUACAGAAUUAUUUAAAACACACAUGGAUCACAUAGAGCGUACAAAAAUUUUAAUGGGUUCCGGUGAUCGAAUGGAUAAUCCUAGAAGUAUACGUAUGCCUUUUAUGAGCAUGGCACAUAUGAAUCGAUCUUCUGGACCAGUUUCAUUUGGGUUUAGUUCCCUUGAGAGUCCUUCUACCCUAAAGUCUAUUGAUGGAUCCAAUGAAUAUCCAUUAGUUAUAUCUAAUUCUCCACCAGGAAGUAUGCAUUCCAAUUCUAGUCUGAAAAAUGAAUUACAAAACCAAGAACUUGAAACUUCUGAGGCAGAAUCACGUUUACGUGUUGAUCAAAUAUCUGAAAGAGGUUGGUCUGAAACUUUAAAUUCWAUAAGUAAAGCUGAUGACAGCAGCCCUGAUGAAGUCCCAGAAAUAGUAGAAGAAAUAGAAGCGACUCCCAAAAAUUCAGUCAUGUCACUUAGUGGACGUAGUCAUACACAAAGAGAACAGAGACCUGCCACUAAUGUUUUAUAUCAAGAAUUCAGCUUCCAAGACCAUGAGGUGCAAAUUGACUCAGAAGAAGUACCAGAAAUUACUGGAAAUUGGGUACAUCCUGGAGAUUAUGCUUCAUCUGUCAGCAGUGAGACUGAACCAGAAACUUCACUCUUGAUAGUUAAUGAUAACUUUUUCGGUAUGGGAAAGGAAGUUGAAAAUCUCAUUAAAGAAAAUACUGAACUAUUGGCCACGAAAAAUGCUCUCAAUAUUGUUAAAGAUGAUCUUAUUAUUAAAGUUGAUGAACUUAAAAACGAAAUAGCUAAUGAAGAUCUAGAUAAAAUGUCAAGUGUCUUACCUACUGUCUGGUUAGGAUUUGAAAAUGGUUGUAUAUUUGUACAUUCUGCUAAAUCCCAGUGGAAGCGGUGUUUACACUCAGUAAAAUUAAAAGAUGCUGUGUUGAGUAUUAUUUAUGUUGAUGGUCGUGUUUUAUGUGCUUUGGCUAACGGAACAGUAGUUGUAUUUCGRCGUGAUGAUGAUGGUCGAUGGGACUUAAGCAAAUAUUAUAGCGUGACAUUAGGGCCUCCUCAAAAUGCAGCUCGAUGCCUAGUAUCUGUUAACAGCAAACGUGUUUGGUGUGGUUAUAAAAAUAAAGUGCAUAUUAUUCAUCCACGUUCAUUAGUUGUUAUUCAUACAAUAGAAGCACAUCCUCAUAAAGAAAGUAAAGUUCGCACCAUGGUUUGGGUAGGAGAUGGAGUUUGGGUAUCAAUUCGGCUUGACUCAACAAUAAGACUUUAUCAUGCAUAUAAUUAUAACCAUUUACAAGAUGUUGAUGUACAACCAUUUAUUAUCAAAAUGCUAGGAUCUGAUAAACCACAACUAUCGUGUAUUAGGAUUACAGCAAUGUUAGUUGCUUCUAACAGGCUAUGGAUUGGCACUGGAAUUGGUGUAGUUAUAUCAGUCCCACUUUUAGAUAAAGGUUUAUUAGGUUUUCCAAUUAAUAAAGAAGUAAAAGUAUAUUCAGAACCAAAAACUCAAGAGAUAACACCAAGUAGUUUCAUACCAUAUUGCUCAAUGGCCCACGCUCAACUGUCUGUACAUGGGUUUAGAGAUUCAGUAAAGUUUUUUGUUUCUGUACCAGGAUCUGGAGGUUUUUCAGCAGCGUCUUCUAUUCAACAAGACGAUCCAAUUGUUGAAAGUGUACCUGAUGCUGAACAUUUGACAUCCACUUUGAUUAUUGCUGGUGGUGAAGGUUAUAUAGAUUUUAGAUCUGAUGAACAAGGAGAUGGUGACUACUUUGAGCGGACAGAAAAAAAUCAAUUAUUUAUCUGGGGAGUUCAUGCAGAAGCUAAAAGCAAAGCAAGAUUAAAUGCAGAUUUACUAAAUAGUACAAUUUAGUAAGAUAGGAUUUUUUUCUUAUAUUUUGUUCAUAUAAAGUGCCAUUUCUCAAUAUGAUAUAUUUAAUGUUUUAAACUGAAUUGAAUCGAACCCUAUACCUGAUUCUUCCUGUAUAUCAUUUUAUUACUAACUAUUGCUUUUGUUACCUUAUUUAUUAUCCCUAUCUGUUAUAUUAUUAUUUACAUUAUGUUAUAUUGUGCUGUGAUUUAUAACUCAUUUAGUACAUUUCUGAGGU
Molecule: messenger RNA, 2158 nt
Organism: Diuraphis noxia (Russian wheat aphid)
Lineage: Eukaryota; Metazoa; Arthropoda; Insecta; Hemiptera; Aphididae
Gene: syd
Product: JNK-interacting protein syd
Biological process (GO): vesicle-mediated transport
Cellular component (GO): cytoplasm
Molecular function (GO): MAP kinase scaffold activity; signaling receptor complex adaptor activity; JUN kinase binding
Source: RefSeq, a predicted model, not a curated record